Molecule: messenger RNA, 2222 nt
Organism: Manihot esculenta (cassava)
Lineage: Eukaryota; Viridiplantae; Streptophyta; Magnoliopsida; Malpighiales; Euphorbiaceae
Product: protein ALP1-like
Exons: 1
Coding region: 345-1871 (508 amino acids)
Source: RefSeq, a predicted model, not a curated record
UUUUGAUUUAUUCACACAAUUUUUUAAUCAAAUCCAGUUGUCAUUUAGCCUGAUCUAAUCAAAUGUGUAAUGGGUUAGAGCUGGAAUUUAAUGGGGAAGAUAGAAAGAAAAAGAAAGAUUGCCGCUUUAUUAGAAAAAACAAAAUUAAGGAACUUACCAAAUUUAAAGCACACCAAUUUUAAGUCGUAAAUCAUGAUGGUCUGUUGAUAUGUGUUGUGUUCAUACUUGGCUCGCAGAUUCUUUGAAAAGCCCACAAAGAAGAAGACUUUACCAUUGCUUCUCUUUCUUUGUUUUUGCGUCUUCCCUUCAACUCUUUUCUUGUUUCUUCUUACUCUUAUUCAUAUAUGAAACUCUCUUCUCCUCUACCCAACCCAGAAAAUUACUCCUUUCUCUAUACCUUGUUGCCUUCCUCGUUCAGCCAAAUGAAUGAAUCCAACAUCUUCAUGAAGCAGCAAAGAAAAGAUAGACAAGAAAGCAAUGAGGAUGACGCCAAUUCGUUUGAAGAAGACAGCAAUAACAGUAGCAGCAACAAGAAGAGAAAACAGUUGAAGGGUAUAAUCACAUCAUUGAUGUUGAUGGACGAGCAAGGAAACUGCGAUCAUGAAGAACAAAACAAGGCUUCGUGUCAGGAGAAGCAAUUGCUUGAAGCCAACCAUAAGAAAAAGGCUAGAACAAUGGUCGAAUAUUAUUCAAAUCUUCAAGAUUACUACGCAGGAAAUGAAGAAACGGAUCGAAUCAAGCGCAAGAAGUCACGGGCAGUUGCUGGUGCUGUCUCCGAUGGAGAUGUAAAGCAAGGAACUGGAGGUCAACAGAGACGAUUAUGGGUGAAAGACAGGGACAAAGAAUGGUGGGAUGAAUGCAAUAGACCAGAUUAUCCGGAUGAGGAGUUCAAGCAAGCGUUUAGAAUGAGCAAAGCUACUUUUGACAUGAUCUGCGAUGAGCUGCAUUCAUUUAUCGCCAAAGAGGAUACAACUUUGCGAACCGCCAUUCCUGUGAAGCAAAGAGUUGCAGUCUGCAUUUGGAGAUUAGCCACUGGUGAACCUCUCAGACUCGUAUCUAAGAGGUUUGGCUUAGGAAUUUCCACUUGCCAUAAACUGGUUCUUGAAGUUUGUUCUGCUAUAAAAAAUGUUUUAAUGCCCAAGUAUCUGCAAUGGCCUGAUGAGGUUCCUUUGAAGAAGAUAAAAAAUGAGUUUGAAUCAAUUUCUGGGAUACCAAAUGUUGCGGGGUCGAUGUAUACAACUCAUAUUCCAAUUAUAGCUCCAAAGAUCAGCGUUGCAGCUUAUUUUAACAAGAGACACACUGAGAGGAAUCAGAAAACAUCCUACUCCAUUACUGUUCAAGGCGUCGUUGACCCAAGAGGAGUCUUCACUGAUGUCUGCAUUGGCUGGCCUGGUUCAAUGCCUGAUGAUCAGGUGCUGGAGAAGUCUGCCUUGUAUCAACGAGCCAAUGGAGGCCUUCUGGAGGGCGACUGGAUUGUUGGGAGUUCAGGGUACCCUUUAAUGGAUUGGAUUUUGGUGCCUUACACACAGCAACAUUUGACAUGGACUCAGCAUGCAUUCAAUGAGAAGAUUGGGGAAAUUCAAAAGGUUGCUAAGGUUGCUUUUACAAGAUUGAAAGGGAGGUGGAGUUGCUUGCAGAAAAGAACAGAGGUGAAACUACAGGAAUUGCCUGUGGUUCUUGGAGCGUGCUGUGUGUUGCAUAAUAUAUGUGAAAUGCGUAAAGAAGAACUGGAUCCAAAGCUGAAUGUUGAGCUUGUUGAUGAUGAAAUGGUGCCUGAGGUUGCUUUGAGAUCAGCCAAAUCAAUGAAGGCCAGAGAUUCCAUUGCUCAUAAUCUCUUGCACCAUUGCCAUGCAGGCACUGGUUUUCUCUAAUUCAAAAAGUUUCAUUCCCUUUGAGAUUGAAAUUCUUUGCUUUUUUUUUUUUAUAUAUAGUUAUAUUGUAGAAUAACACAAUUGUUAUUCAUCCCCCCAAACAAAUAGUUGAUAGCAGCUUUUAUAGGUUAAAGUUACAUAUAGGUCACAGAAACAUCAAGUAACCUUAAUUACUGAGAUUCAAAAUAAAGAUGGAUGAAAUUUGACUUUGUAAUAUUCCUUUGACAUGACUCUUGUUGAUAGUAGUGAUGUCCAAUCUUAAGAAUGUUUGUUCCAUGACUCUCACUUCUCUGUUUACUUGUAAUCUUUGGCUUCAUUAUUAGUAAAGAUCUUCAGGAGAGUUGUUGGGAA